This is a messenger RNA of Thunnus maccoyii (southern bluefin tuna), 4273 nucleotides long. RefSeq names its product clathrin interactor 1-like. Gene Ontology annotation, biological process: endocytosis. NCBI's taxonomy places the organism in Eukaryota, Metazoa, Chordata, Actinopteri, Scombriformes, Scombridae. The coding region runs from base 456 to 2549 and encodes 697 amino acids. The transcript has 13 exons. Gene Ontology annotation, molecular function: clathrin binding; phospholipid binding. Gene Ontology annotation, cellular component: endosome; clathrin vesicle coat; plasma membrane. The record is from RefSeq and is a predicted model, not a curated record.
UGCUCUGAGCGUUGCGCGUGAUUGAGUCCUCGAGCUGGGGCACAUCUCGACGUUUCAGUGACGUAGGCGGAGAACGACGUUUCCGUAGCAACUGGGGCCGGUCCGUUAACCGCAGCGGCCGCUGUGCUACCGGAGCUCAUCGAGAAGUAGGAGGCGGGGGGAUUGUCUCUGUCGGUUAACCGGAGGCCACCUCUGUCUGUGGGGCGUAGAGACACGGGGGCGACGCACUAUCGAGGCGGCGAGCCCGCAGUUCCGCGCGGAGAUGCUGAAUAUGUGGAAAGUCAGAGAGCUGGUGGACAAAGCCUGGGAGGAGCAGCAGAUCUAAGAGGAGAACGAGACAGAGAGGAAAGGACAAAAGAAAAGAGAGCAACUGCUUAGGAUUAAAGCACCGGGAGAAGAGGAGAGCAGGAGGAUAGACAAUGAAGAGGAGGGUACAGAUAUUUUAAAAAGGCCAGAUGAGAGGAGACAAGGGAGGAAUGACAGGCUGCUGGAGUAAGAUAGAGUGGUGGCAGAGAGGAGAGGAGAGGGAGAUGUUGCGGUGCUUUGGCUAUGUGUUUUGCCAGAGCACCAAUGUGGUGAUGAACUACUCAGAGAUUGAGUCCAAGGUGAGAGAAGCCACCAAUGACGACCCCUGGGGACCCUCUGGACAGCUGAUGGGAGAAAUAGCCAAAUCUACCUUUAUGUACGAGCAGUUCCCAGAGGUGAUGAACAUGCUGUGGACCAGGAUGCUGAAAGACAACAAGAAGAACUGGAGACGAGUAUACAAGGCUUUACUGCUGCUGGCCUACCUGAUCAGGAAUGGGUCGGAAAGAGUCGUCACCAGUGCCAGAGAACACAUCUACGACCUGCGAUCUCUAGAAAACUACCACUUCAUCGAUGAAAAUGGUAAAGAUCAGGGCAUCAAUGUGCGUCAGAAGGUGAAGGAGAUGGUGGAGUUCAUCCAGGACGACGACAGACUGAGAGAGGAGAGGAAGAAAGCCAAGAAGAACAAAGACAAAUACAUUGGAGUCUCCUCUGACAGUAUGGGAGGAGGAGGAGGGGGAGGAGGAGGAGGAGGAGGAGGAGGAGGUAGCUUCAAGAACUCUAAUGAACUGGAUCGGAGUAAGUGGGAUGAGGACUGGGAUAAGAGCAGAGGAGCUUUCCCCUUUAGCGAGAAGCUCGGAGAGAUCAGUGACAAAAUAGGCAGCACCAUCGACGACACACUCAACAAGUUCAGGAAGAAGGAACGAGACGACUCCCCCGACAGAAUCAGUGACAACGAAGAGGACCGAGCUUCAAGAAACGGUAGGCAGGACACCCUCGAGUUUAAAGACGAGGAGGAAACUGUCACGACGAAGAGCAUCCAGAUCACACAAGCGACAGAAACCACAACCACCACCACACGGAAACGCAGCGGAGCGACAAGCAGCAAGACUCUGGACCUGGGUGCUGCGGCCCACUACACUGGAGACAAGAGCCCCGAGGAGAAGUCAUCAGUCAGGCAGUCCUCCAGUAGCGGUUUAGCUGACCUGUUGGUGAUCGACCCCUCAUCCAAUCAGAGCACUGCAACAGGUGGCAAUUCAGACCUCAUUGGUGGCUUUGCUGACUUCUCCUCUCCUGCGGCCUCUGCCAGCCUCCCAACCUCCACUGUUGCUGCAUCAUCCAAUGGAAAUGGAGAAUUUGGAGACUGGAACGCCUUCUCCAAUCCACCGGCUUCAUCUAGCUCCGGUCCCUCCCAGCCCACCGCCGACCUCUUUGGCAGCGUCCAGUCACCUUCAGCCCCAGCGUCUAAUCCAGCCCCCGUGCCACCUUCUGCUGAGCUCUUUGACCUGAUGGGUGGGGUUAACCAUCAAAUGACCAAUCCGCAUACAACACUGAGUGCCUCUCAGAGUAUGACUUUCUCUUUGGGAGGAGCGACACCGGGAGCCCCUGUUGCUAUGCCCACCAUGCCCCUUUCUCGCUCUCAACAGGUAGGAACGAGUUUGGGAGGCAUGACGUCUCAGCAGCCCAUAGGACAACAGCAGAAGGUUGGGGUCGGAGGUCAGGGAUCGUUAGGGUCGACCUGGUCUGACCCCUCCGUCAACAUCAGCCUGGACUUCCUAUCAGCAGGCCUCAACCCCACCAAGUCACCGCCCACACUCAACAAUAUCAUCCAGCAACAAGGAGUGCCUCCCGUCAACUUGUUGGCCCAGAACUUCGGAGGACUGAACCUCAGCUCCCCGCCCCACGUGACUCCCAUCAGACCACCAGCCAAUCCCAUGAUGGCUGGCAAUGCCAUGAUGAUGGGCAUGCCUACGUCAGUGGCAACUGGCAUGCCGGCUUCCUUGACAACGGGUAUGCCAACUUCGAUGACCACUGGGACCAUGGGAAUGGGGGGGAUGCCUGUAAACCAAGGCAUGAUGGGAAUGAACAUGAGCAUGAAUAUGGGCAUGGCCGCUCCCGUGAUGAUGGGUGGUAUGACUGGCAUGGGAGUGCCAGGAGUAGGGAUGGGCCUCACACACUCCAUCACCCCAGCCGUGGGUCCACCCAAACAAGAUGCCUUCGCUAACUUUGGCAAUUUUGGGAAAUGAAGGAGUGCAAAUAAUUGUGAGUGUGAGUGUGAGUGAGUGUGCACGUCUGAAGUUGUGAGUGUGUGAAUCACAGAAGGACUGCUGUACUUGAAGACAACUUUGCAUGAAUCUUCUCUCUCUGCUUCUGCUCUUUUUUUUUUUUGGCGAGCCAGAGAUCGUUCAACAUCCCGGUCUGUUGACAUGAUUUGGAGGCGGGGGAGAGCACCCACUCGUGCCUCUUACCCAGCGGUCACUUAAUGUGUGAAAUGAUGUCACACAGAGGGCGCCUAAUGAGCAGAGAAGGUGCCAACCCAUAACCUCUAGUCAUUACUUUCCUGCAGGGGAAAGAAUUUUGCUCUUUACCUGUUUUAUAUAUGAACUUCCAUAAAUCCUCCUUCAUUACAAAAAGUAUCAGCUAAAAGUUUUUCUCAGUUACGCCACACAGUUGAUUCAAAUCAAAAUGGCAUUGCUGCCUUAAUAUUGCAUUGCAGCCUGAGAUAUGUUUUAUAUCAUUUCAAUGAAAUUAAAUCGCAGAAUUGAAGCCAUUACAUUAUUCCCAGGGAGCGACUCUAUUACAUUAUCUCGCUCUUUGUGCAAACACUUAAACAGUUACAGUAUCAGUAGUAUACAGAAUACAUGCUCCACUCCUCCGGCAGAGUGCAGGAUGGGUGUAUAUGGUCAUAAGUAUUCCUCUUGAGCCAUACUAGGGUGGAUGAAUUGCAUAUUACAAGCUUUUUUUCUCUUUGCCUCCCCUCUCCUCUCUUUUCAUCAGGUUUGUAGCCGUUCACAUUAAGGUUUUGUAGAUGUAUGAAAGACGACAUGAGUGAAGCCUUGAACUUCUCAGGACAAAAGUCCCUAAAAUACUGCUUGGCUCCUUAUGUUAUAUCACUUAUCCGUUACUUUCCACUUUGGACGCCUCCGUCAGAUUAAUGCCUGAUGAAAGGGUCAGUCAGUAUUUAACUCAGAGUACUAUUCACUGAUAUUUUCCUCUUUUUGUGUCCCCUCUGCCAUUGUGUCACUUCACACACGCCGUUGUAGGUCACCUGACUUCAUGAGAGAAUAUAUAUCUGCUCUAUCUAUUCUACCUUUACAGACAGUUUACAGACAUUUCUUCCACGUUUAAGGUAGUGGCACAUAGCAGAAUUUGGGGGACGAUCCAGCAAUGCUCCUUUUGAUUUACAAAGUAUUUUUCAUCUUGCAGCUCACUCAGUGAUCUGCUGGUGAAAGGGUUGCACAUCAGCGUCUCACAAACCGUGGAUCAGGAAAUAACUACCCCCUACAUUUGACAUGGAUCAGAUAAGUUGGAGGAAUGGGUUUUAAUAAAUGAUUUCUCUGACUAGUUGAGACAAAUCUAAAAGGGUUUGAGGGUCUCGAGUGACGUGUGUGUGUGUGAGGAAAAACAGGAGUGAAUGAGUGUGUGUGACUUUGUGUAUGGGUAUAGUUUUCUUUGUUUGAUGUGCAAACACAGCUAAGCAGAGCCUUUUGUCAUUUUCUGAGGCAAUGCACUCCAAAUGACCAAAUCUUUAUUUUGUUACUCUCAAAAAAAAAAGAUGAUUCCAUAGCUAUUAGUUUAAUAUUUUAUUAGUUUCACUUGUAAGGUUAUGUUCAUACAGGAGAGCUACUAAUGACAUUGUUUAGUUGACAGGAAUCAUGUUUUUGUUUCUUUUUCAGUACAGCUCGUUUCAUUUGAUUGUACUCUCUAUUUUCUGUACUUCAUUCAACAUUAAAUUAAAUUAUAACAUGAA